AUCGGCGUCACCUUUCGAGAAGGACCCCGAAUGUGCUCUAUCUCUCUCAUUCAGGGACAAAUCAGGGCUGUGUUAAAAUGAGCCUGCCUUGUUUUUCCAUUAACCUUCAAGACAUCUGGCGUAACAUGGAUUAAUUAUACAUUCAGUAUAAAAUCUUAAAUAUGUGCUUCAAUAUUUCAGUGGGACCCGUGGUGCGUCUGUGAUUUUGUUUUUUCUGUCAGGCCCUUGUUUGGCUGGGCUUUAGGGUCCUGGAGCCUCCAGUCGCGUUCGGACGCUGAGGGAAGGACGAUUGUUCCCGGGAUCGGAGCACCCAAUGGCGGCGAAGGCGCGGUAUUUAAUCUUUUUUCAGUACUGUGGCACUCGGUACAGUGGAGUAAUGAAAUCGCCUUCAGAUCAACCAAUUUUUGGAGUUCAGAAUUAUUUGGAGGUAUGUGACUCGAACGCAGUGCAGAACCUCCGGCCAGUUAAUGAAGUCAAUAUUGCGAUCUCCAGUCGUACGGACAGUGGUGUUCAUGCUCUGUGUAAUUCUGCUCACCUUGACAUUCAGAGAAAGGAAGGAAAGCCACCAUUUUCAGCAGAGCUGCUUGUCAACGCACUUAACUUCCAUUUGAAACCCGAGCCGAUCAGUGUCAUAAAAGCUUUUCGAGUGGCCGAUAAUUUUAGCGCUCGGUUCAGGGCUCUAUCUCGGACGUAUGUGUACCGACUUGUGACAGGGUGCUGGCACCAUUCUCAACUUCCAGUAUUUGAAAGGAAUCUUUGCUGGCCGGUGUCUAAUACACCUUUGAACACAGACAUCAUGAAAGAGGCUGCACAGAUCCUGCUGGGCACGCAUGACUUCAGUACCUUCCGCUCCUUAAACUCGGAGACUCCCUUCAAAUCACCGCUGAAAACAUUGCUUCAGGUGGACGUAACUCCUGGUUUCAGCAUAUCUCUGCAACAGAAUUUCCACAGCCACCUGAAAGUUUGGGAACUGACCUUCAGGAGCAGGUCCUUCCUCUACAAACAGGUGAGGAGAAUGACAGGUGCUCUGGUGGCUGUCGGACAGGGCAGACUAAUGCCUCGACAUAUUGCUGACCUGCUCGAGAUGCGGGAUUCCAGAGCUUAUCCACAAAAUAUCAUAGCCCCACCUGAUGGUCUGUUUUUGAAAAAUGUUGAAUAUGACACAAAGGAUCUUGAAGUGGAAGAAAGUGUAAUUCAGUGAUUGUGGAUGGGUCUGUGGGUUUGCUAAAGCAUCUUGGAACAGACUUUAGGCUCCAAAGUAGCUGAGAAAUGGGAAAAAAGUCUUGCAUUUAAAUUGCAUUUUUCACAACCACCAGAUGUCUCGAACUGCUUUACAGCUAAGUAAGUAAUUUUAAAGUGCGGCCGCUGUUGUAAUGUUGGAAAUGCGGUUGCUAAUUUGUGCUCAGCCUUGCCCCACAAACAGUAAUGUGAUAAUGGCCAAAUAAUCUGUACUUUUGUGGUGUUGAUUGAGGAAUAGAUAUUGGCUGUGGCACCUGGAAGAACUUUCCUCCUCUGCUGCUAUUGGAUCUUUCAAAUUGACCCGAGAGAUCAAAUUGGACUUCAGUUCAGUGUCACUUCUAACAGAUGACACCUCUGAUUAUGCAUCACUCCCUUAGUACGGCACAGGGGAUGUCACCUUUGACUUGUUGUGUUGAAGCUCUGAGUGACACUUGAAUGCAAGGUCGCAGUGACCAACGGAAACACACCUGACACUCAAAAAUGAUAAUUAUUGAUGACAAGGACUGGGUUAGUUGUGUAAAAACUUGCAUACGCUAUGUUAACAGUCCCAAAUAUGUUACAAACUGUGGAUAAGCAACAUGUUGAAUAAAGGCCCUUUUUAAAUUAAA
Molecule: messenger RNA, 1847 nt
Organism: Chiloscyllium plagiosum (whitespotted bambooshark)
Lineage: Eukaryota; Metazoa; Chordata; Chondrichthyes; Orectolobiformes; Hemiscylliidae
Gene: pusl1
Product: pseudouridine synthase like 1
Biological process (GO): tRNA pseudouridine synthesis
Molecular function (GO): RNA binding; pseudouridine synthase activity
Source: RefSeq, a predicted model, not a curated record